ACAAUCUGCCUUAAUAUUGGAUUCACGAGGGAUCUUGAUCAAGUAAAGCGAAGGGAAAGAUGAUCGGAGCAAAGAGAAUUCUUCCAGCAGGUUUGAGAAGGCUGGCCAGUCAUCGGGUAGCUGCAACAUCGCGAUUAAUUAUGCACAAUCCGUCUCGAAGGCUUGACAGUCGACCCCUACCGCCAACAAGGAAUCCAUAGCCCACAUCAGGGCUUGUAGCUCCGCAUGUAAAGGGGUUGGGCCACGUCUAUGACUUCGUGCGCCCAGAAGAAGCGUCGAAUUUUCACCAUUACAGUACCACCAACCCAUACCCUGGAAAGGAUCCAAACUUUUCCAUGAACCAUCAAUCUGACAGCGUGGAGAGUCCCGCACCUCUUGAAGAACCGGAGGAUACUGAAAACCCUCCGAGAAAUAUUUGGCCUCCUCCCACAGUAAUCUGUCAUUAUAUGCCUGGUUUAAAAUAUCACUCGGGUUACCAAUUCUCACUAGGUUUCAAACAGGUUCCAAUCGCUGGCCUAAAGACAAUGUUUAGAGGUGGUCCUUUGAAACAUGUCGCAGAAGAUGUCCUCAAGCUAGCAAUGGAUGGUUUGGAGCGUAGAGGGUACAAUGAAACCGGUUUCUUGAACCCUAUCGCCGAGGUGGUUAGAACAGGGGUUACGCCUGCACAUAAGCUCUUGGAGUUAUACAAUGGAGAAUGGGGGCAAAACAUAGAUCAUGUUUUCGAGGAACUACGGUACUAAAAAGAUGAACUACGAUACGACCACGUACGGUAGAGAUGGAAAACGCUUUUGGAGUUGAUAUUAAUUAUUGUUCGGUAGUUCAUGGAAUAAGAAUAUUAUUGUUGAAUUAUUGUUCGGUAGUUCAUGGAAUAACAAUGUUUAGAGGUGGUCCUAGUAGUAG
This is a messenger RNA of Camelina sativa (false flax), 900 nucleotides long. The record is from RefSeq and is a predicted model, not a curated record. NCBI's taxonomy places the organism in Eukaryota, Viridiplantae, Streptophyta, Magnoliopsida, Brassicales, Brassicaceae.